UAUCAAUCUUCCAAGAUCCGUCAACAGGCUCGAACAACAUCACAUCGACUAGAGGACUCUGCUAAACAGACGCAUUCUUUGCGGAAUACCCCAUAAUACCAAGGACCAUUUCAAAUACCGCCAUGGGUUUGAUCCUCCAACGAGUCAACGAGGCGCUCGACAUCAAUCCCACCCCGGGUAUUGAGGAGCAGCUCAGCGUCAACGGCUCCAAUUGGCUGUGGACUUGUGUAGCCAUAUAUUCUGUCUUCUUCCUCGGCGUCUUCGCCCUCUCAUGGAAACCUCGAGGCAACGAAAAGGUCUUCCACUACCUCCUCAGCAUUGCCCUACUAGUCGGCGCUAUCACGUACUUCUCCAACGCCUCCAACCUCGGCUGGUCCAUCAUAACCCAGGGCACGACCUCCCGCUCAGGUGCCCCACGGCAAAUCUUCUUCAACAAGUACAUCAACUGGGUCGUCGCCUUCCCCAUCGUCAACAUCCUCCUGGGCCUCGUCGCUAACUCGUCCUGGGCAACUAUCGUCUGGCACGUCUUCCUCUCCUGGGUUUGGGUUAUUAGCUACCUCGUCUCGGCCUACACCCCGUCGGUCUACAAGUGGGGCUUCUUCGUGUUUGGCACCGUCGCCUACCUCGUCAUGGCGGCGUCGGCUUUUGCCGAAGGCACCGUCGGGGCGAAACGCGUGGGAACUCAGGGAGACUACUGGAUCCUUGCCGGGUACUUUAACCUCCUCUGGCUCUUGUACCCGAUUGCGUUUGGUGUCUCUGAGGGCGGCAACACCAUCGGCGUCACGCCUCACUUCAUCUUCUUUGGUAUUCUGGACGUUCUCAUGAUCCCCUGCGGCGCCGUCGUCUUCUUGAUGCUGUCCAGGAAGUGGGAUUAUAACGCUUUAAACCUUUACUUUACGCAAUACGGCCGGGUCUCCCAGGGCGGAUACUUCCCUGAGAAGUCGGCGGCUCCGGCCUCUGCCCCAGCUGCGACCCCAGCUGUUUAAGUUGCUAUUGAGCUUGAGCAGCACACUGUAUGGUGUCGUUUGACUGAAGUCUUCAUCUCAGGGGACAGUUUAUCGGCCCAUUCAAGAUGACCGGUAGCCUUUGCCUAAUACCAUACUAUUCUCGGCCAUUAAUAGGUGAUCAAUGAAGAAAACAACAAAAAGGAAAUGAAGCAUGUUCUUUUACACAUGAUCCGGAUGGAAUACGGAUAGGAAACACCCUCAUUCGUUUGUUUCUUUUCAAGGAGUUGAAGUUGGAUGAGAGGGUUUGAUAAUGUGUAAUGAAGUAAUUUGUUUGCCUGAUAUUUACCAGCUCUAGCAAUAGGUGAUUACACUUAAUAAUAGCGCGCUCUUUAGUCAAUUUUACUACUCUCUCUUGUAGCUUUGUGCAAUCAACAAUUCAAUCAGAGGUUCCUUCUUCU
This is a messenger RNA of Colletotrichum godetiae, 1405 nucleotides long. RefSeq lists its product as uncharacterized. The transcript has 2 exons. The record is from RefSeq and is a predicted model, not a curated record. The coding region runs from base 123 to 986 and encodes 287 amino acids. NCBI's taxonomy places the organism in Eukaryota, Fungi, Ascomycota, Sordariomycetes, Glomerellales, Glomerellaceae. Gene Ontology annotation, cellular component: endoplasmic reticulum; plasma membrane.